Astyanax mexicanus (Mexican tetra) is the source of this 718-nucleotide messenger RNA. RefSeq lists its product as uncharacterized. The transcript has 3 exons. The record is from RefSeq and is a predicted model, not a curated record. The coding region runs from base 54 to 494 and encodes 146 amino acids. Lineage: Eukaryota; Metazoa; Chordata; Actinopteri; Characiformes; Acestrorhamphidae.
UGAUAGGCUGCUUUUACGUAGAAGAAAACGAAGCACUCGUUUUUUUUAUCAACAUGGAGAAACUAACAGCGUUUGAACGAGGCCAGAUAGUGGGAGCUUUAAGUACAGGAGCCUCGGUGGUAAAAACCGCAGAAUUACUCAAUGUGCCCAAAGACGUGGUCUCGCAGGUCAUGGCGGCCUAUUCUAAACACGGGCAGUCCGCGCUGGUGGAGCUGGUGAAGAAGAAGCCGCAGCACAGACACAAGAAACCUCCUCCCACUCAGAUCGCUUGUGGAGACAUCAGCAUCGGCACCAGCCCAAUCCAAGCCCUGGAGAAAGCCCUGGCUCUGGAGAAACAGGCUGCAGGAGACGAGGACGAUGAUGAGGAUGAAGAUAUGGAUGAUGAGGUAAAGGAUUUAAACAUCAAAACUAUCAAUGAAGACGAAGAUGAUGAUGAAGAUGAGGGUUCCAGUGAGGAACAAAGUGAAUCACACAAAGUUGAAGGAGAGCCUUAAAUGUUCAGUUCUGCAUGUUUUGGUUAGAGAAGCUGAUAUUGUGAAGUUCAACUCUCACAAUAGUGCUGGUAAUAACUGUGCUUUUAUGUGUUUUAAUUUUUUUUUACAUAAUACCCUCUGUGACAUGGGACCUCUUUUGUAUCAUUUUGAAACGGUUCAUUUUGAGUUGUGAUUAAAUAAAAUAUUGCUUAACAAAAUUCUGUAAUAAACAGUAUUUGUAUCUU